AUGGUGGAGGCUAUGAGUGAUGGGGAGAGCGAUGACGGCAAGCGAGCGUCGAAAAAGCGCAAGGCUAGUCGGGCUUGCGACCGCUGCAACUCUCAACAUCAGCCAUGCGAUAAUGCCGCCCCGAAGUGCAGCGUUUGUGUGCGCGCAGGCACAGAUUGUACUUACAACAGACCCGUGCGAAAAAGAGGUCCUCGUAGUGGGUACACCGGCCAGAAUGGCGAACGUCUGUGGGCCAUAGUCCUUCAGGCACGGCCCGAACUCGAGGAUGUCGUUUUACAGGUCCUGCGCGGCGGUACGUAUGGAGGUACUGGUGUUCCUAAUUUGGACUAUUAUAAGAACAACGACAACCAGGCGGAAUUGGUUAAUAGAUUCAACGAGAGUCGACUCGGUAGAUUUCUACAGAAUGGAGAAUCCCCUGACCUGUUUUUACCUCCUCUGGACCGACGCGUCUCACCGACCAUCUCUAAAGUGCGCAAUGAGAUGGGUUUUACUCAAUCCUCAAAUUCUCAUCGUCAGCCUGACAUGACCAGGGAUAUUCCUGGCCUGUCUAAUAGAUCGGUCUCGUCUGUUUCAGGCCCUCAGCCCAGUUCAACAAACCCUCAUGGCGCCCCUCAAGAUCCUGGCGACAUUUAUAUUCAGAGCCAGGAUAUUCGAAAACGGGCUUUCCACCCUAAUCAAAACCAGAUACACAGUUAUAAUAUAGGCUUUUCUGAAGAUGGACCUCAGAAUUUCAACUUAGAUCGCGCACCGUCAGUUUUGGCACCUCAAGAUUCUACACCUUUUGGAUCGAAUGGCUCCACUGAUGAAUACGGAGAGAACUCGCGGCAUACGAGCGAGCGUUUAGUACCGGAGAGGCAAACGAGUGUUAACAUGGCAAUGGGUCUUUCUCAACAUUCACAAUCUAUUGAAUCAAGCAAUCCGCUCCCUAUAACACAGCAAACCGAUGAACUCCACUUAGAUGAGACUUCUCGAUGGCUCGACUCAACACCAUUCGACACAUUACGAAAUCUAGGGUUUGCCCCUGGGGAGAGCAUGGCAGAAGAUUUCCUCGAGCUAUGCGAGAACCCCGACCCUGUCGAUCAUACACCAGCCACCUCAGCCGACCAAGAUGAAGACGAAGAGGCUGUCUGGCGUCGACUAGUAAUGCGGGGGAGAUUCAUAUGA
Molecule: messenger RNA, 1164 nt
Organism: Daldinia childiae
Lineage: Eukaryota; Fungi; Ascomycota; Sordariomycetes; Xylariales; Hypoxylaceae
Exons: 2
Coding region: 1-1164 (387 amino acids)
Biological process (GO): regulation of DNA-templated transcription
Molecular function (GO): DNA-binding transcription factor activity, RNA polymerase II-specific; zinc ion binding
Source: RefSeq, a predicted model, not a curated record